Messenger RNA from Sus scrofa (pig), 7632 nucleotides. It is a transcript of the gene KCND3, whose product is annotated as potassium voltage-gated channel subfamily D member 3. Gene Ontology annotation, biological process: action potential; protein homooligomerization; potassium ion export across plasma membrane. The record is from RefSeq and is a predicted model, not a curated record. NCBI's taxonomy places the organism in Eukaryota, Metazoa, Chordata, Mammalia, Artiodactyla, Suidae. Gene Ontology annotation, cellular component: postsynaptic membrane; neuronal cell body; dendritic spine. Gene Ontology annotation, molecular function: protein binding; A-type (transient outward) potassium channel activity.
CCGAGCCGGGGCUGGAGCAGCAGCGGCGACGGCGGCGGCGGCAGCGGCGGCGGCGGAGGGAGGGCCCCACGGACAGACGGACGCACGAACGGACCGAGCGAGGGAGGGAGCGAGCGAGACUUCGCCGGCGAGGAGGAGCGGCGCGAGCGGCGACUGCUGGGCGCUUCCCCGCGCUGCUGGGUGCUCGGCGCCUCCGCGGCCCCCGGCUCCCGGCCGCAGCUUCCUCGCGCGCGCGGGGCGCGGGGUGCGGCGCCCGGGGCUCGCUUAGCCGAAGGGGUCGCUGAACUAACUCCAGGCUGGUGUGCGGGCCUGGCCGAGCAGGGGGCACCCAGGAGCUGGAGUCACCAUGGCGGCCGGCGUCGCAGCCUGGCUGCCUUUUGCGCGGGCUGCGGCCAUCGGGUGGAUGCCGGUGGCCAACUGCCCCAUGCCCCUGGCGCCGGCCGACAAGAACAAGCGGCAGGAUGAACUGAUCGUCCUCAACGUGAGCGGGCGGAGGUUCCAGACGUGGCGGACCACGCUGGAGCGCUACCCCGACACACUGCUGGGCAGCACGGAGAAGGAAUUCUUCUUCAACGAGGACACCAAGGAGUACUUCUUCGACCGGGACCCAGAAGUGUUCCGCUGCGUCCUCAACUUCUACCGCACAGGCAAGCUGCACUACCCGCGCUACGAGUGCAUCUCCGCCUACGACGACGAGCUGGCUUUCUACGGCAUCCUGCCCGAGAUCAUCGGCGACUGCUGCUAUGAGGAGUACAAGGACCGCAAGCGGGAGAACGCCGAGCGGCUCAUGGACGACAACGACUCGGAGAACAACCAGGAGUCCAUGCCCUCGCUCAGCUUCCGCCAGACCAUGUGGCGGGCCUUCGAGAACCCGCACACCAGCACGCUGGCCUUGGUCUUCUACUACGUGACUGGCUUCUUCAUCGCCGUCUCGGUCAUCACCAACGUGGUGGAGACGGUGCCCUGCGGCACGGUGCCCGGGAGCAAGGAGCUGCCGUGCGGCGAGCGCUACUCGGUGGCCUUCUUUUGCCUGGACACCGCCUGCGUCAUGAUCUUCACGGUGGAGUAUCUCCUCCGGCUUUUCGCGGCGCCCAGCCGCUACCGUUUCAUCCGCAGCGUGAUGAGCAUCAUCGACGUGGUGGCCAUCAUGCCCUAUUACAUCGGCCUGGUCAUGACCAACAACGAGGACGUGUCCGGCGCCUUCGUCACGCUCCGGGUCUUCCGCGUCUUCAGGAUCUUCAAGUUCUCCCGCCACUCCCAGGGCUUGCGGAUCCUGGGCUACACCCUGAAGAGCUGUGCCUCGGAGCUCGGCUUUCUCCUCUUCUCCCUCACCAUGGCCAUCAUCAUCUUUGCCACUGUGAUGUUUUAUGCAGAGAAGGGCUCCUCUGCCAGCAAGUUCACGAGCAUCCCGGCCUCUUUUUGGUACACCAUCGUCACCAUGACCACCCUGGGAUAUGGAGACAUGGUGCCCAAGACGAUUGCGGGGAAGAUCUUCGGCUCCAUCUGCUCCCUGAGCGGUGUCCUCGUCAUUGCCCUCCCGGUCCCUGUGAUCGUUUCCAACUUCAGCCGGAUUUACCACCAGAAUCAGAGAGCUGAUAAGCGCAGGGCACAGAAGAAGGCCCGCCUCGCCAGGAUCCGUGUGGCCAAAACAGGCAGCUCCAAUGCCUACCUGCACAGCAAGCGGAACGGACUCCUCAACGAGGCCCUGGAGCUGAUGGGCACCCCGGAAGAGGAGCACGUGGGCAAGGCCACCUCGCUCAUCGAGAGCCAGCACCAUCACCUGCUGCACUGCCUGGAAAAAACCACUGGGUUGUCCUAUCUUGUGGAUGAUCCCCUGUUAUCUGUACGAACCUCCACCAUCAAGAACCACGAGUUUAUAGACGAGCAGAUGUUUGAGCAGAACUGCAUGGAGAGUUCAAUGCAGAACUACCCGUCCACACGGAGUCCCUCGCUGUCCAGCCACCCAGGCCUCACCACCACCUGCUGCUCCCGUCGGAGUAAGAAAACCACACACCUGCCCAACUCCAACCUGCCGGCCACCCGCCUGCGCAGCAUGCAGGAGCUCAGCACCAUCCACAUCCAGGGCAGCGAGCAGCCCUCCCUCACCACCAGUCGUUCCAGCCUUAAUUUGAAAGCCGACGACGGACUGAGACCAAACUGCAAAAGCUCCCAGAUCACCACAGCCAUCAUCAGCAUCCCCACUCCCCCGGCGCUGACCCCAGAGGGGGAAAGUCGGCCCCCCGCUGCCAGCCCAGGUCCCAACACGAACAUUCCUUCCAUAGCCAGCAACGUCGUCAAGGUCUCGGCCUUGUAAAGCCACUGGACGGAGGGCCCGUGCGGGUAGUGGGAGCCAAGGGGGCUGGCAUGUUGGUGAGUGGCCCCUGGGACCACUCCCUCCCCCUUCCCCACUAUUCUGCCCGCCCCGCCCCGUUGCACCCCUAGCGCUGAACCUUGUGCCUGGAUGGAGAGAGAGGCAGCCACGUGGCCCCCCGAGGCUCCCGGCUGCUAGUGUGGACGGGGCCCUGUGACCCUGCAUCUCACUGGGAACAGAGGAGGGGGGGGUGGGGUAGGGAUGGGACGGUGGCGGGUAGAGGCUGCUCCCCAGGACAGGGCCCGGAGGGGGGGGCCUCAGACCAAAUAGCAGUUGUUUCUGGAGACCCCAGCGAGGAAGCUACAAGACCACAAACAGCAGCGAGGCCGAGCUGUCACAUGCGAAACGGGAAGGAAACAUAACACUGUGUAUUUAAGCACCUUUUUCAAGGCUCUUAAUGGAUAAUAUUUAUUCAUGGGAAAAGGUGGAAAGCAAAAACACCAACGGAGUUUUGUGACAUGUUUUUCUCCAUGGACCCAGUACCUUCGAACCAAAACCGUGCAUUUUGUGAGGGUUUUCGUUUUGUUUUUGGUUUGGGUUUUCUCCUUUUAUAGCAAAAGCUUUUAGGCCAAGAGGUCAGUCACUGCUGAGUUCUCUCUCCGUCCCCCCAGGGAGGCGAGGUCAACUGAGCCUGGGCCCCGCCGCCCCGCUGACCUGCACAGAGCUGCCGAGUGACCACACAGCCACCCCCAGCCCCGUCUGUCCCUGGGUCCAUUGUCUCUGUUCCUCUCUGCUUCCCGCCCUGGGCUGUUUUUCUCUGUGUCCAACCAUCUGUCUCUUCAUGGACCCCCGCGAUCCUGAGACCUGGUAGGAGAGCCUGCUCCACUCACUGCCUGGCACCUGCAGACUCGCGCCCGGGGGGUCCUGUUGUGUGCGACCGCGGUUGUGGAAGAGAAGAGAAUGGAACAAGCACGGGAGUUGAGGGAUCGGGGAAGCCCACCUUCCAGAAUGAAGUGCUUCCCUUCUGGUUGGAACCACUGGUGUUUGAAGUUUCUGUUUCUGGGGAAGAAAAGGAACAAGCGACCAGAUUUAUCCCCUUGGGAUCUUGAGAAAGGAAAUGGCCAGGCCCUGAGAGGCCCAGGAAGCGCCGGUGGGGACCAGGGAGGAGAGAACCGAACCCGGGCUCUCGGCUGCCGUCGGCCCCUGUGGCGCCUUGCUCUGCACCCUCCUUUCAGGACCCCCCGGAAAGCUCCCCCAGCAGCUCUGCCAAGAGGCCCCACGAGCAGGUUCCCGCAGAGAAGGCAGUGGUCUGGGGACGGGUCUCCCGCCUGAAGCAGCUCCACGGAGGCUGCAGGAGGUUGAGCCUGUGUCCCCCACGAAGGAUGCUCCAAAGGGAAAGCGAGGAAGAGGUUCGCGAUGCUUCUUACCUGGUCUGAAAGAUGCCCUGAGGUCUGGAGAGUCUUCAGGCCUGAUGUCCCCGAAGAGAACUGAAACGGGGGAGAAGCCUGGUCACCCCCCUGCCAGUGAGGAAGAGAAGAUUAUUUCUGGAGGAUCUGGACACAUUUCGAUUGGCAAGUGGCUUGCACCCUGAGGGGCUGGGAACAGCGUUUCUGGAAUCCAAUCGGUUUGCACUGCUUUUAGCGGAGCUGGUAGGCCUCAGGGUUAGUGACAAGGCCCUUUCCGCCCUCCCCCGUGUCCAGCUACCCCCUUGCCAUCUUUCCAGCCUGGGUUCUGAGGUACAGGAGCUCCUCGGGAACUCUUGCUCCAUUCAGCAGCUUAGCAUUUUCAUCGUAGGCCAAGGUUUUCUCUGCCCACCGUGGCCUCUAGAUGCAUUUUACUGGACGGGAACCUAAAAACAACUUCCAUGAGCUCCCUUACGACCCCAGCUCUAUUGACCCUGUAGAAGGAGGAAGUCAAAGGGUUCCGAGGUGGCACCUAAGCAGAAAGUGAGCGAGACAGAGGAGAGGGAGCCUCCCGCCGCCGCUACCCUCAUCCACCACUGAGUCCUUUCUCUGGGUCUGGCCUCAAAGAUUUCCCCUUCCCUGAGAAUGGGGGUUCUGGCCCCCCAGGUGUCUGGUGUCAGUGGGCAGCAGUGCUUUACAACUACGGAGGAAUGCACGUGCACACACGAACACACAGCAACCUGAACAUACGAGAGUAAAACCCGUUCCCACCACACACACGUCUCAUUAGGGAAGGCAGAGGCCUGGCCUGGACUCCAUUUAGAAAAGGGAUUUUUCUUUUGAAAGAACGGGUAAUGGAACACAGUUAGGGGUGUCUAAGUUUCUACGUAUACGUCCUAAGACCUGAAUGGGGUAAAGGAUAAAAAGGGAAAUAGGAGCUUGGCUACGUACACACACCAACGGCCUGUGUUUAAAAACGGGUCAUUGCAAGGUGAGAAUCAUGACUGCGCCACCCAGGAUCUGUUUGGUGGUGCACCAGGGCAGCAUAUUAGUGGGUCCCACAAAAAUUUAUGAAGACAUUUUUUAAAAAAUAUGUCCCAGAAGUCCCCAUUUUGGCUCAGCGGUCACGAACCCAACUACUGUCCAUGAGGACGCAGGUUCGAUCCCUGGCCUCACUCAGUAGGUUAAGGAUCUGGCGUUGCCGUGAGCUGUGGUGUAGGUCAGCAGCUGUAGCUCCGAUUCAACCCUGGCCUGGGAACUUCCAUGUGCCAUGGGGGCAGCCCUAAAAUACCCAACUAAAUAAAUACUCAAAAUAAAAAUAUGUCCCAAACGAUUUCCCUGUUUUUUUACCUUAAUGAACUGACUGUUUUGUAUGCCUUCAAUUCCAUUUCCAAACCCUGCAGUGCGCCAGUUCCUGCAGACUAACCCCUUCAUCUCCGUCCCCAACAUACUUCAGCCAAAGAUGAGAGACCCAGCUCACCUUGGGUCCAAAAGAAGUUAAGCCAAGACAAUGGCUCAACUACCCAACAGAAUUCGGUCAGACUGCAGUGCUAUGGGGCAUUUGUAAGUAAGCGAAAGGGCCAAAGUGUCCUGAAUCAGUUUAAUGUCCAACUCACUGGCCAGUGACUGAAACACCAGGAGAGUAUCAGGAUUUUCGGGGAGCACAGGCUUUCUGGGGAAAUGACUCGUGCUUUCGAGGUUCACGAACCACUUCGGCAUAAGAGAAGAUUUGUAAAACCACCUAUCCCGUUCAAGCCUCCUCAACACUGGGGGCGGUAAAAACCAACCAACCAAUAAGCUACGUCCAAAUGAAUGGAAACUUAGAAAACAGGAGUUAAGCGUAUAUCAGAACUAGAAGAGAUGCAAUAUCCCAUUUCUUUUACAGUAGAGAAAGCUGAGGCCCAAAGAAAUUAAGCGACCUUCUCAAGGUCAUGCAGUCAUUUAAUGACAGGUGGGAACCAGAACCCAAGUCCCUUAGCUAUGAGUCUAGUGCUUUUUCCACUGCACCUCCUGCUUCUCAGAGCAGCGAUGCUUCAGAGAAGACCCAUCGGAGAAUCCAAGCUCUAACUAGAGACAUAGUCUUGUGCAAACGUCAAUACUUCUUGGACCCAGCCCUUGAAAACCACCUGACUUUACCAAUACAAACCAUACUUUGGGAACCAUCAUUCAUAGCUAGAACCAGCCAUGGACCAUCAAGUCUGUCAAAAAUAGGUGAUUAAAUGGACAGUCAGGUUUUUCCAGUCAAAUGCUUAUCUAUGCUUCUCAGUGAAGAGAAGGCUUGGACAGCAGUUUAAAGUAUACCUUCUAUAGUCCUUUUAAUCCUUUCUACGACCUCUGGUAGUAGUAGGUCAAGUACCUAAAUCCUUGACUGACUGAGAGGAAAAUAGGCAGAAAGAAGCUGAGUGACAUCCAGAUUUGCAUGACAAGAUAGUGGCAGAGCCAUGAUUGCAAUCCAGGGCUGAGACAUCUUGUCCUGGGAUUUUUUUUCCUCGACAUCAUGUUGCAUUACUCUGUGGCUUGCUUAUAUUUUUAAUACCUGGAUUUCAAGGGUGGUGAUUAGAAGAAAGCAUUACACUCAGAACCACCCUGAACCAGGACCUCCAGAUGCAAACUCUGUAUUAUUUCUCCUUCCUCCCCGAUUUUCAUAACUAGUGUCAAGCUCAAGACUAAGUGCACAGAAUCCUGUUUAAAAGACCAGAUAUUCUCAACGAUGGCCGAACCCAUGAGUCUAUAUUCAUGUAGGGGUAUAAAGUCCGCGCGUGUGAAAGUGAAAUUAAGACAAAGCAUUUGAACGGAAAUUAAAGUUGAUGCUGAUUCACAAAUGAACGAAAAAAAGUCAACUCGUAGAUAUGCUAAGGACUUUACCCAGUCGUCAAACUGUGAUUCCUGCAGUUCGGGGUCAUGUCACUUACAGGCUAGAAUAUAGGCAGGGAAAAGUGUACAUCAAGAGAUGUACCUAGGUGUGUUUUCCUUACCUUUUGUUUCAACUUUGCAGAGCUAGUAGGUGAAAUUGAUCUACACCUAGAUGUUUAGGUUAUUAAUGAAUUCUAUGGUCCAGGCUUCCUCACUUCAAUUACCAGGUAAUGAGGCAGAAAGAUCCUAAUGCUAACUAAGGCAAUCGAGGGCGGUCUUAGUUUCCUUCCUAACCUAGUUGGUAUGGUAACCACGGCAAACACGAACCCAAGACACUUUUAUUUUUCCUGACUUCCUUAUGAAAUCUUAGCACUUGCAGAGCUUUAAAAUGACUGGAUGAAGGAAAACCGUUCUCAUGACCCGUGAUCCUUGGAGUCCAAACAGCAUCAUGAAGAGCGUCGUUAGAACUCAGAGAAAGUGGAUCAGCAAAAGAAACAGCUUAAAGGGGUUCCUUUUGAGUCUUGUUUUCUAUUUAGAAUGUUCUACGUUUUUCUUAUCAAGUGUGGGAAUGAAUUUAUCUGAGCAGGUUACUUAACUACACUGGAUGAGGUCACGCUAACCAGUGUAGGGCACUGACCCAAGUCCUGGGGGGCUGCUUGGACCAAUAGACUAUUUUACAAACCUGGGUGGUGGGAGGGAUGGUCUAUUUUUGAUAAUCAGACAUUCCAAUGUGAUGUUUUCCUUAGAGGUCACCCUCCCCCAUUAAUGUUAUCGUGAAAACCAUCAAGUGUGUUCUUUUCUAUUUUCAUAUAAUAAAUGGGCUUUGCUUACCAACAUCACAAUGGCAAAGAAGAAAUACUGUACAAAACUGCAGGAAGAGAAACAUGUGAAAACUUUCUAUGGAAAAAACAAAAAACAAAACUCUUGAGUUUCCUGUCAGUCUUCUUUUGAAACUGUAGUGCAUAUGUUAAAAUGUCUAUCAUUUACAGUAUUGAGUCAUGUGCCACUGCUGUACCUGAUGUAUCCAAUCUGGAUUAAACAAACUAUGUGCCACAGACCCUAAAA